Messenger RNA from Frankliniella occidentalis (western flower thrips), 1153 nucleotides. Its product is annotated as coiled-coil domain-containing protein 43. The transcript is spliced from 4 exons. The coding region runs from base 193 to 822 and encodes 209 amino acids. Lineage: Eukaryota; Metazoa; Arthropoda; Insecta; Thysanoptera; Thripidae. The record is from RefSeq and is a predicted model, not a curated record.
UUGCAUUCUUCCUCCUUCCCCUUCAUCCCCGUCCGUCGUUCGUUGCCCAUGAAAGCAUCUGGUUUUCGCCAGAAAACGCAAGAGUUUGUGUGAAACCUGCUGGCUCGGCUGGCCUUUUUCAAAGUUACAUUUUACUCUGAACUAGUCUCAACUGACUGUCCGGCCCGCGGCAACCAGUGUUUCGUGAGCACCAUGGCCGCGAUGGCUAUGGAACCGUGCGAGGUUGAGUUUGAUGCUUGGCUCGGAUGCAAACUUCGGGAUUUGAAUACAGAUGAAGGAGUUUUUGGUUCUUACAUCAAGGGAAUUCUAAACGGAGACGAAAGCAACGACGAGAAGAUAGAAGCUUUAGAAGACAUAAUUUCUGAAAUUACCGAAAAUGACAUAUCUGAGCUUUGUAGAGAAAUUCUUGAGGAAUGGCAAAAAGGAAUGAAAUCUCAAACCACCGAAGGAAGAACAGAUGAAGAUGAUGUUGAAAAGAAACUUGUCAAGCUGUUAGAGUCUCAAACUCUUCAGACAGUGCAGCAAAAGCAAUAUACUGAAGAAGAAAGACGGCUUCGAGAGGCUAUAUUAGCUCAGUAUAGUCAAAUCCAAGUUCAGGACGAAUGCGACUUCGACGAAGAAGAAGAAGGUGAUGAUAUUGGCAUUGAGAAGAAUACCAAUGUAUUGUCAAUCCAACAGGCUGAAAAGGAAAAGAGGGAGCAGGCAAGACUUGACAGUCAACAAAAGAAAGAGAAAGACAAAGCAGAUAGAGAAAAGCAGAAACAGCAGCAAGCUGAAAAAAAAGAAAAGCGAAAGACCCAAAAGUCUGAGAGAAGACGAUAAUGUUCAGCUUUUCAUUUUAGAUCUUUCAAAUUAAUUUAUUGGAGUCAUUCUUUUAAUUAAUUCAUGGAUUGCAGAUUUCCCUUUCAUGGGAAUCUUUGGCCAAGUUUCUGUUUUAUGUGAUAUAACAAUCUUACUUAUAAAGUAGCAGAAAUAGAUGUUUUUUGUUUAUCAAACUUUGCAGGUAAAGAUGCAUCUGUGAUGAAUUUUGGACAGUACUUAUCCUUCUGGAAUGACUCUCUAUUUAUUGUUAAUAAAAAUGCUUCAGCUGUAGAAGUGUUUGUCUUAAGAUAAUUUUAAUUUUGCAUAAUAAAUUUGCAGAUGUGUGAUGGGA